Molecule: messenger RNA, 963 nt
Organism: Cornus florida
Lineage: Eukaryota; Viridiplantae; Streptophyta; Magnoliopsida; Cornales; Cornaceae
Product: putative disease resistance protein At1g50180
Exons: 1
Coding region: 1-963 (320 amino acids)
Molecular function (GO): ADP binding
Source: RefSeq, a predicted model, not a curated record
AUGGAGACAGUUGCUGAGCCUGUUGUCUCUUUUGUUGUUGAAAGGAUCGGUGAUUGGUUGAUUAAAGAAGCCAACCUGUUAACGGGAGUACGUUCUCAGGUUAAGGAAAUUGGAGAUGACCUAAUCCGGAUGAAAUGCUUCCUAAAAGAUGCAGACGCAAAGCAUAAAGCAGGAGCCAUAGAGCGCAACUUUGUUAUAGAGAUUCAAGACAUCGCUUAUGAUGCUGAAGAUGUUAUCGAAACUUUUCUCCUCAGGUUAUCAUUUAGGAGGGAGAGAAGAAGAGGUGAUAUCCAAUAUUUUUUUAUAAGAUAUGGCUUCGUCUUUAACAAAUUUAUAGAUCGCCACAAUGUUAGGUCAAAGAUCAAGGCUAUUAAAGUCAGAAUUUCUCAACUUUCCACAAGUUUACAAAAUUAUGGUAUAAGAUCUAUAGCGGAAGGUGAUCAAGGGUCAUCAAGUUCAGCACACGAAAGGCAACGUCUACUAAGGCGAACAUAUCCUCAUGUCUUUGAAGAGGAUUUCAUAGGCCUGGAGAAUGAUGUGAAGAAAUUGGUGGAACAUCUGUUGAAUGAAGACAAAGAUAGUGGCAACUGGCAUCAAACUGUUUGUAUCAGUGGCAUGGGUGGUUUGGGCAAGACCACUCUUGCUCAAAAAGUGUACAACCACAACGAUGUGAAGCGUCACUUUGAUGGUCUUGCUUGGGCUUGUGUAUCACAGCAACCCCAGAAACAAGAUGUUUUGCAAGGGAUCCUUAUCAAACUUAUCCCUGAGAAGGAGGAGGAGGAGAUUCGCCGUAUGAGAGAUGAGGAUCUAACCGGGCUACUCCAUCAAGUCCAACUUGAUAAAAGAUGCUUAAUAGUUCUUGACGACAUUUGGGAAAAGGGGGACUGGGACAUCUUGAAAUCUGCAUUUCCCAUUGGAGAAAGGAGCUGCAGCAAAAUAUUGCUCACCACACGUAAUAAAUAA